CUUCUUUCUCAGAAGAUAAAAUGGGGGUAGAAAGAGUGCAAGACAUUGCAUCUACAAUUUCCGAGGACACAAUCCCGGCGGAGUACAUUAGGUCGGAGAAUGAGCAGCCGGGAAUCACCACCGUCCCUAACACAGUCCUCGAAUGCCCUACCAUUGAUUUCAGCGACCCUGAUGAGGAGAAGCUCCUCAAACAAAUCUUCGAGGCCAGCACCGACUGGGGCAUGUACCAAAUCGUGAACCAUGACAUUUCCAACGAGGCCAUAUCCAAGUUACAGGCCGUCGGAAAAGAGUUCUUUGAGCUCCCGCAGGAGGAGAAAGAGGUUUACGCAAAAGAUCCCAACUCAAAGUCCGUGGAGGGUUACGGUACAUUUUUGCAGAAGGAACUGGAAGGGAAGAAAGGGUGGGUGGAUCAUCUGUUCCAUAAGAUUUGGCCACCUUCUACCAUUAACUACCGCUUUUGGCCUAAGACUCCAGCUUCUUACAGGGAAGCCAAUGAAGAGUAUGCAAAGAAUUUACACAAGGUGGUGGAGAAGCUAUUUAAACUUUUAUCUUUGGGGUUAGGGCUUGAAGCACAAGAACUGAAGAAGGCAAUUGGUGGUGAUGACUUGGUGUACCUUCUCAAAAUCAAUUACUAUCCGCCGUGUCCCCGCCCUGAUCUUGCUCUUGGUGUGGUUGCCCAUACUGACAUGUCCGCCCUCACCAUUCUCGUCCCAAACGAAGUUCAGGGCCUCCAAGCUUGCCGCGAUGGCCAGUGGUACGAUGUCAAGUACAUCCCUAAUGCCCUAGUCAUCCACAUUGGUGAUCAAAUGGAGAUAAUGAGCAAUGGAAAGUACAGGGCUGUGCUGCACAGAACCACAGUGAGCAAAGACAAGACGAGAAUCUCCUGGCCUGUGUUUCUGGAACCUCCGGCAGACCAAGUAAUAGGGCCUCACCCCAAGCUCGUUAAUGAUAAGGAGAAUCCACCAGAGUACAAGACCAAGAAGUACAGCGAGUAUGUUUACAACAAGCUCAACAAGAUGCCCCAGUAAUUUACUGGUUGAUUACUGCAGGGGGGUGUCACAGAGCUAGCAGGGGUCGAUUAUUAUCUAUCAGUAUAUGACUGUCUUUUUUUUUCAUGGUCUUUUAAUUAUUGGCAAGUUGGAAGUGAUAAUGUCGAGGCUUGUUUAUCUAGUAAAACACUUGAGUUUGCGACCAUGAAUGUUAUGUAUAAUAAGCUUUUCAUUUCGAAUCCACUGUGAUGAACAAUAUUAUGCAUAUAUUGAAUGUCCCAUCCAUAUUAGAUUG
Fragaria vesca subsp. vesca is the source of this 1284-nucleotide messenger RNA. RefSeq names its product flavonol synthase/flavanone 3-hydroxylase-like. The record is from RefSeq and is a predicted model, not a curated record. Gene Ontology annotation, molecular function: flavonol synthase activity. The transcript is spliced from 3 exons. Gene Ontology annotation, biological process: response to light stimulus. The coding region runs from base 21 to 1028 and encodes 335 amino acids. Lineage: Eukaryota; Viridiplantae; Streptophyta; Magnoliopsida; Rosales; Rosaceae.